Messenger RNA from Rana temporaria (common frog), 2296 nucleotides. Its product is annotated as proteinase-activated receptor 1-like. NCBI's taxonomy places the organism in Eukaryota, Metazoa, Chordata, Amphibia, Anura, Ranidae. The record is from RefSeq and is a predicted model, not a curated record. Gene Ontology annotation, cellular component: membrane. Gene Ontology annotation, molecular function: thrombin-activated receptor activity. Gene Ontology annotation, biological process: positive regulation of Rho protein signal transduction; phospholipase C-activating G protein-coupled receptor signaling pathway; positive regulation of blood coagulation. The coding region runs from base 314 to 1720 and encodes 468 amino acids. The transcript has 10 exons.
GUAGUACAAUGAGGAGGGAAUUACAAUAGGCCAGGCAGGAGAUAACAAAGGUGUGAAAAGGUUGCUUAGUGGUCAAUCCAGUCCUUCCAGAGCUCGGCCAGCAUAGGGAGGGAUCUGGACAUUCACUUGCUAAAUCGUAGCCAAUUAUGUUGUGUCCAAGCUCCAGUCCCUCCAGAUUUUGACUUCAGCAGUUCAAUGGAGGAGGAAGGAGAAGCUAACAAGACCCCUCAGCUCCUCUGAGUCACAAUAAAGGACCCAACCCGUCAUCUACAGAGAAGUCUCUUCAUCACUUCUUCGUUUUCACAGCGCAGAGAUGGAUCUCCGUCUGCCUCUCAUCCUUCUGUGUGUGUCCACCUCGCUCUCCAUAGAGGACAAUGAGACGGAGGGUCUUCCCAUAUCUGUCCUGAACGUCUCUUCUGAAGAUUAUGCAUUGAAAAAAUAUUUAGAUGGCCUUCGCAGACCUGGAGCUGGACCAAUCGAUAACACUGGAUUUAGCCUUCGCCGACCUGGACCAGGACCAUUCGAUAACACUGGAUUUAUGCCCAUGGUCCCCCGAGAUAAAUGGCUUUUUGACGAUGAAUGGUUUUUUGACGAUACAAUCGGGUUCAUUCCCCAAUCACCAGCAGAUGAUCUAAACUCCACUGUGAUCUCAGGUAAUGAAACUACGAUGAACUCAACCCAACAAAUCGAGGUCCACAUACUACACAAAACGUUUUUACAUGAAUUUAAAGAACAUAUGAACAGCUGGUUGGUGACGAAGUUUGUGCCCUCCAUCUACACCGUGGUUCUCCUCGUGUCUCUUCCUCUCAAUAUAAUGGCGAUCAUUGUGUUCUUGGUGAAGGUGAAGGUGAAGAAGCCGGCAGUGGUGUUCCUGCUGAACCUAGCCGCUGCCGAUGUUCUCUUUGUUUGUAUUCUUCCUUUCCACAUCGUGUACAGAUUCUCAGGAAAUAACUGGAUGGUGGGGGAAGGGAUGUGCCGAUUAGUCACGGCCAUGUAUUUAAGUAACAUGCGUGGAUCCAUCCUGCUGAUGACGAGUAUCAGUGUGGACCGGUUCCUGGCUCUGGUCUACCCGGUCCAGUCCCUUUCCUGGCGCACAGUGAGAAGAGCCUGGCUGGUGUGUUGCUGCAUCUGGGUGAUAUCGAUGGUCAGCACCGUGCCGAUUCUCAUAAGACAACAAACCCGACCAUUCCCUGACCUUAAUAUCACAACUUGUACCGAUAUUCUGGAUGCCGAAUCGGUUGAAAGGUUUCAUGUUUACUACUAUUUCCCCUUUUAUAUCGCACUUUUCUAUUUCUUACCUUUAAUUAUUACAACCGUCUGUUACAUUGGAAUUGUCCGCAGUCUCAGAGCACCGAGCAUGAAGGGCGCCCAGAAGAGGUCCCGAGCCGUCCUCCUGACUGCGGUUGUGCUGUGUGUGUUUGUCCUCUGCUUUGGCCCAGCCAAUGUUAUUUGGUUCAUGCAUUACCUGCAGGUCUAUAACCAAGGUAAUAACUUACUGUACACUGUCUACAUUAUCAGUGUCAGUAUGAGCAGUGUCAGUUGUUGUCUGGAUCCUCUGAUCUAUUACUAUGCGUCCUCAGAGUGGCAGAGACACGUCUACAGCCUGCUGGGAUGUAAGAGAGAACAGACACCACCAGUAGGCCAUCAGAGGGUCCUCCUCCACAAAGACCAGACACAGAAAACUCCCAACAAACCGUCUGAAACUUCCCGGGUUCUAUAACUGGAGGAGGCCAAACAUUUCCAGAAAGUGUUGCCAGUGUGAUCCCUGUUCCCCCCAGUGUUGCCAGUGUGAUCCCUGUUCCCCCCAGUGUUGCCAGUGUGAUCCCUGUUCCCCCCAGUGUUGCCAGUGUGAUCCCUGUUCCCCCCAGUGUUGCCAGUGUCUCUCAGUGUGCUUUCUGUACCUUCAGUGUGGGCAGGCUGGCCUGUCCUAGACUCCUUGUGUACCUGCUUUCCCUAAGAUCUUUGUGCAUUUCAGUAAUCUUCAUACAUUGUACCUCUGUGUUUCUGUAAGCUCGGUAUCCCACUGCUGCUAAGAUACUCCUGUUGUCCUGUGAGUCCUGCUUGUCUGUAAGACCAGCUCCUCGGUGCUGCACUAUAGUCUAUAUCCUGCAAUUCCUGUGAGUUCUGUAUUCUGUGCUUUCCUGGAUCCUCGCCUUUAUGCUUCCUUGCACUACGCCAGCGGUAGCCUGCAUGGACAAGCUCUCUGACCAUGUCACUAUCCAGCUGGCAGGAUGCAUGGAGGGCGAAGGAUCCAAACCAUACAUGACGACAGUCCUUAGAAUGUGUUGUUAGAAUG